Pelecanus crispus (Dalmatian pelican) is the source of this 1119-nucleotide messenger RNA. NCBI's taxonomy places the organism in Eukaryota, Metazoa, Chordata, Aves, Pelecaniformes, Pelecanidae. The record is from RefSeq and is a predicted model, not a curated record.
AUGGGUGCGGAUAUGCUUCGCGUUUCAGAAAAUGCGAAGUCUGAGGGCACGUUCCAGGUCACCAUGCUGCCCGGAGAUGGGGUGGGCCCAGAGCUCAUGCACGCCGUCAAGGAGGUGUUCAAGGCCGCCAGCGUGCCUGUGGUCUUUGAUGAGCAUCACCUGAGUGAGGUGCAGAACAUGGCGUCGGAAGAAAAACUGGAUCAGGUGGUUGACUCCAUGAAGGAAAGUAAAGUCGCCCUUAUAGGCAAGAUCCACACCCCCAUGGAGUACAAGGGAGAGCUGGCUUCUUACGACAUGAGGCUCAGGCGCAAAUUAGACUUGUUUGCGAAUGUUGUCCACGUGAAGAGCUUACCAGGCUAUAAAACACGCCACAACAACCUGGACCUCGUGAUCAUUCGUGAGCAGACGGAGGGGGAGUACAGCUCACUGGAACAUGAGAGCGCAAAGGGAGUCAUCGAGUGCCUGAAGAUCAUCACCCGGGCCAAGUCGCAGCGCAUUGCCAAGUUCGCCUUUGACUACGCCACCAAAAAAGGGCGCUCUAAGGUCACGGCUGUGCACAAAGCCAACAUCAUGAAAUUAGGCGAUGGGCUCUUCCUGCAGUGCUGUGAAGAAGUGGCAGAACUGUACCCCAAGAUCAAAUUUGACACCAUGAUCAUUGACAACUGCUGCAUGCAGCUGGUGCAGAACCCCUACCAGUUCGACGUCCUGGUCAUGCCGAACCUCUAUGGGAACAUCAUCGAUAAUCUGGCGGCUGGCUUGGUGGGUGGCGCCGGCGUGGUUCCCGGAGAGAGCUACAGCGCCGAGUACGCCGUGUUUGAGAUGGGCGCCCGCCACCCCUUCGCCCAGGCCGUGGGCAGGAACAUCGCCAAUCCCACUGCCAUGCUGCUCUCAGCCACCAACAUGCUGCGGCAUCUCAACUUGGAAUUUCACUCCAAUUUGAUCGCGGAUGCGGUGAAGAAGGUGAUCAAAGUCGGAAAAGUUCGGACACGGGACUUGGGCGGUUACUCCACCACUUCUGACUUCGUGAAGUCUGUGAUUGACAACCUGCACCCACACUAUAAAAAGGAAUUCUUCAGGGACUAUCUUAUCUGCACAGAGAAGCCAAUGUUACAAAGGCAG